UGCGUAUACAAUCAGUUCAAUCAUGUAAGCUGAAUAUAGGAUACCAGGUCCCGUCACGUUCAUUAACCGAUUGCUCGAAGCUUCUUUUUGAGAAAUUGUUUGUAGGUUGUCAUGGUGAUGUCUGUUUUUGCUCUUUUGUUAUAUACAGGAAUACUAACAACGGGUUUUGUUUCUGGACAAUUCACUUGUCCCGGAACAGUAGAUGACAAUUACCCCAACCCUAACUCAUGCAGAUCCUACUGGAGAUGUAGGAACAAUAUAGCUACUCUUGUAACAUGUCCCACUAAUAGUGAUUCAGGUCCGCAACAUUUCGAUCCUAACCGAAAGCUAUAUGUGAUUUGGCGUAUAGAGCUGGAUGCAUUAAUACUGCGUGUCAACGGCAUGUGACAUCCAUAGGGACGCGAACAUAUGUAAACACACGAGGAGCCGCGGCGAGAGACGGAGCUUGGAUGACCGACCAAGUACCCAUUGAUGAAUCAUCUGUGUCAAAAAUUUGGAUUUUUGAAGGAACAAGAUCCGACAGACUACUCCAGUUCAGUAAUCUUGAAAACUUGAAUAACAAUAUCACCGAAAGUAUAUUCACGAUGCCCUUUGAAUGCAUGGGAACAGGCUCCCUAGUGGCAAAUGGACGAAUUUACUGUCAUAUCUACGGCACAAAGUACAUGAUGCAAUGUUCUCUGAAUACUGGAUCAUGUGUGGAAAGAGCACUUCCCGAUAUUGGUAUUGGGCCGGAUGAGGAAUAUUCUCUCAAUGGACUGAAUAACUUUAUAGAUUUCCAGCAUACUGAGCAGGGAAUAUGGGUCUUGUAUGCUAGUAUCUUCAACAGCUUUAAUGUUAUCAUCGAGAGAAUCGACCCAGUGAAUCUAACUGUUAUUGAAAGGUAUGAAUCAGCCAUUCCAAAAAGAUUAAUAGGCAAUGCCUUCAUCGUGUGUAGCGAUGUUUAUGGCAUCGAAAGGGCCGAUGGCACCUCAUCGUAUGUAAGUUACAAGUACGACAGAAUAGCAAAUACGACUACAAGCCUCUCCAGGAACCAGCUUCCGUUCAACCACACACUUGGGUGUGGUAGCUCUGCCUGGAUCACGCAACUUAGUUACAACUGGGUUGCGGAAAGACUUCUUGUAUGGAACUGUGGCAUACAGGAGAUGUACGACUUGACAUUUGUGAAAUAACGUUUUUAGAAGCAUAGAAAUGACUAGUGACACAAAAACGCGACCCCCAAUUUUGGGCUCUGUACAGUUUUAGUGAAAACAAAUUUUGGGCGUCGCAUCAAUAUUUUAAUAAAUUCAGAUUUUCAAAUAUGGUAUAUAUAAGGGUUAUGUACUGGGAGGUUUUGGAUACAGGUUUUAUC
Owenia fusiformis is the source of this 1348-nucleotide messenger RNA. Lineage: Eukaryota; Metazoa; Annelida; Polychaeta; Sabellida; Oweniidae. The record is from the annotation of a GenBank genome assembly.